AAGUAACAAAUAUAGAUGGAACAACAAUGGAGGGUCUGUUUUCUUACAGAAACAAAACUUGAGGAAUAUAAUCAGAGAGUAAAGGAAAGAGAGAGAAAAGAAGAAAAUGGUGAUUCCAGAUAUAUUUUCUGGAUGAAGUUUUUUUGUGUGAAUUUGUAUCGAUCGGUGCUUAAUCUCCUAGAGGAGAGGAUGAAGAAGGAGAUGAUAGAAGAGAUGGUGAUAGUAGGAGGUUUAGUAAUGGUUCAAUUUGUAUACGCAGGCAAUUCUUUGCUCAUGAGUUAUUUGAUGUCACUUGGUCUUGGCCCUUUCACCAUUGUCAUCUUCUCUACCUUUGCCACUUUCAUAAUUCUCUCGCCUUUCGCCAUCCUCUUCGAAAGGAAGCAAUGGCCAAAUGAGCUUAGUUUGAGGCUGAUUGGUAAGCUAGUUUUGAUCUCCUUUGCAGGGGUUACUCUGUUCCAGUCUCUGUUUCUAGAAGGAAUCAGGUUGACAUCACCAGCAAUGGCAACAGCGAUGCCUAAUCUCGCUCCUGGUCUUAUUUUCUUCCUCGCUUGGAUCGUUGGGUUAGAGAAGAUGAAUCUGAAAUGUGUGUACAGCAAACUGAAGAUCUUAGGGACAUUGUUAUGUGUAUUCGGCGCUUUAACUAUGAGCAUAAUGCACAGCACUUCUAUCAGUCAUAAAGAAGAAGAUGAUACUCCAGUAUUCGUCUUUGAUAGAGAUAAGGUCGUCGGAUGUAUCUACCUUCUUGGAGCCGUCUUUGUUUUAUCUACCAACGUUGUUCUUCAGGCGUCAACAUUGGCAGAGUUUCCGGCACCGAUAUCCUUAAGUGCAAUAACGGCAUUACUAGGAAUGUUGAUAACAACGGUGGUACUACUACUACAAAACCGAAAGGCAAAAGUACUUAGCAGUUCAUUUGUUAGUUUCGGUAACCUCGUUGGUUACUCUCUCCUGGCAGGGACAGUGAGUGGAGCAUGUGUUAGCUUUAAUGGAUGGGCCAUGAAGAAACGUGGACCGGUUUUGGUUUCAAUGUUUAGUCCUUUCGCUACCGUUAUUUCGGUUGCUUUCUCCGUUUUGACAUUAGGAGAGUCCGUUAGCCUUGGAAGUGUGGGAGGGAUGGUGUUGAUGUUCGUAGGGCUAUACCUUGUGUUAUGGGCUAAAGGCAAAGAAGGGUUCUCUGAAAUUGAGAGUUUUGAGAGUGAGUUCGACUCUAAGAAGCCUCUUUUGUCUUGAUUGUUUUCUUUUUGUUCAUCUUCUUCUUCUAUCAAUUUAUGGAAAAGAAAACUGGUCGAAAAUUGGAUAUCUAGUUUUAGUCUUUAUUUCUAGUCAACAUUUUAGACGAAGAAAAUGGAAAUCUAUAUAUGUUCCACUUUUAUAGUGUUUUUAGCAGAACAUUGAUAGAAGAUGAUGGGUGAAAUCACAAAUCAUAUCGGAUGACACAAGUUUGUUUCAUGAGUUAGAGCAAUCAUCUUAUAAGUCCACCAAAGAUUACAAGUUAGGUUAACAUAUAAAUCAUGUUAAUAUAUUAAACCUAUAAUUUUUUUCUUCAUAAGAAGCUAGUGAACUUAGAUUUUUCCGAAGCAUUGUAAAUAAUUUUAAAUGUUGCGAAAUUACUUGAUUACAAUAGGUUCCCAUUGGUACCCAUUUUGAAGAAAAUAAUGAGUAUGAAUGCAAUGUUCUUUUUUUGUUC
Molecule: messenger RNA, 1684 nt
Organism: Arabidopsis lyrata subsp. lyrata
Lineage: Eukaryota; Viridiplantae; Streptophyta; Magnoliopsida; Brassicales; Brassicaceae
Product: WAT1-related protein At5g47470
Exons: 8
Coding region: 16-1227 (403 amino acids)
Cellular component (GO): plasma membrane
Molecular function (GO): transmembrane transporter activity
Source: RefSeq, a predicted model, not a curated record